Molecule: messenger RNA, 1433 nt
Organism: Tarenaya hassleriana
Lineage: Eukaryota; Viridiplantae; Streptophyta; Magnoliopsida; Brassicales; Cleomaceae
Exons: 2
Coding region: 334-1215 (293 amino acids)
Molecular function (GO): S-adenosylmethionine-dependent methyltransferase activity
Source: RefSeq, a predicted model, not a curated record
AUUUUACAUGCUUCACAUGAAACUAUCUAAUUAUAUACAUACACAUGUACUACAUGUAUUGAUUGGAAGAUGAAAGCUUCACUGUGAUUUUGCUCAGUUGGGUCUCAGCCGUUUAGAUUCUGUCAGAACUUCUCUCAUUCUCUCUCUCUCUAUCUCCAUUGGAUGAAUCUUUGAACCGAUUCUUCACGCUUUCUUUUCCUCUGGCAUUGUCUCUUCUUCUUCUUCCCGCUCGAAUUUUCCCGGAGAUAAUCCACCAGGAAACUCUGCCAUCGCUCUGUUUACCCAAGAUCCAAUCGACAGAAUCUUCGAGAUCAAAUCCAAAAAGAAAAGAAAAUGGGGAAGAGGACGAGCAGUGGAACAAGAGACUGGAGACAGAUCUACGCGAUUUACGGGAUGGAAGAGAAGCACACGUUCAUCUUCCUCCUCGUGAGCGCCGUCCUCUUCUCCAUCCUCUCCUCCCUCUUCCUCUUCUACUUCCCCCAAAUCUGCGCCUUCCUCGACUCCACCUUCCUCCUCCACAGGCUCUCCUCCUCCGCCGCCGCCGGGUUCGCCGGAGCCGUGACGGCGAUCUCCGCCCUCUGCCUGUUCUUCGCGGCGGCGAACAUGCUGUACUCGGCCGGGCCGUUACGGCACGAGAUGGCGCAGAGGAUGGUGGGGUGCGUCGGAGAUUGGUCGGGGGUGAAGACGGCGUUGGACGUUGGGUGCGGGAGAGGGAUUCUCCUGAAUGCGGUGGCUACGCAGCUGAAGAAGACGGGCAGUUCGGGUCGGGUCGUCGGGUUGGACCGAUCCAUCUCCACCACUCUCUCCACUCUCCGUACGGCUCACCUCGAAGGAGUGCAGGAGUACGUGACGUGUCGUGAAGGGGACGUGAGGAGGCUACCGUUCGGAGACAACUACUUCGACGUGGUUGUGUCCGCCGUGUUUCUCCACACGGUCGGGAAGGAAUACGGCCAACGGACAGUGGAGGCGGCGGCGGAGCGGACGAGGGUCCUGGGGGAGUUGGUGAGGGUCCUAAAGCCGGGCGGAGUGGGCGUCGUAUGGGACCUCGUCCACGUGCCCGAGUACGUGAGGAGACUGCAGGAGCUGAAGAUGGAGGAGAUUAGGGUUUCGGAGCGAGUCACGGCCUUCAUGGUGAAGAGCCACAUCGUGUCCUUCCGCAAGCCUCCUCGUCCCCACCUUGUGGGGCCCGGAGAGGUCCGGCUCGACUGGAAAUGAUGCUGACGUGGCUGUCGGAUGUUUAUGGGAUGGUGGUGGUAUAGUAGUAGUACUAGUGGUGAUCGGAAUCAUGGGAAAGAGAUGAGGCGUAAAUGUGUGGGUAAAUGUCCCGUCCCAUGCAAGUGAAUACGGAGGCAGAAAUAGCUCUUUGCCAAGUAUACGUACUUUGAUAUUAUAACCGACAUUAUUAUAAAAAGGUUUUCAUGGUCAGGUUUUUA